GAAAAAUUAAAACCAUUUUGUCAGUCAGUUGACGAUGAAUGGUUCAACAAUUGAAACAGAUGGUGAAGAAAAUUCACCAUUAAAUCAAGAAAUAAAUAUUGACGAAUUGAGUGAUGAGAAUUUAAAGACUUUAAGACAAUCGACAAAGUCGAUCUUAAAAAAACCAGGCGAAGAAGAUUUAGAUGAUUUCGAAGCAUGGAUGAAAUCUAGAGCUCUUAUAAAACCAGAUGAUCAACUUGAUUUAAAUGAUAUUGAAUUAGCUGAGGAGAUUCCAAGAACUUUAAGUCAAACCAAUACGAAUGUUAUCAAAAAUUUGGCUGUAUAUAGUUAUGCUGCCAAAGAAUACAUAUUGUUACCAGAAGAGGGAAAUACUGUUACACUUUAUAAUUUGCCAAGUACAUCAUUGCAUUUAGAUUCAGCAGAAGCUAAAAAACAAAUAGAGGAAUAUGGGGAAGAUGCUUUUUUAAUGCCAGAAAAAUCUCGCCAAAAAUCCAUAGCAAAAUCAAUUCUAGCCCCAAAAGAUACAGAAGCUGCAGAAGCGGAUGACGAAGACAAAGAAGCUAAAGAAGAACAAAAACCUGAAGGGGAUGAAGAGGAAGGUGAAAACGAAGAAGAGGAAGAAGAAGAAGGUGAAGGUGAAGAAGAUGCAGGUGCAGCAGAAGCUGCAGCAGCGGCUUCUCAAGCUGAAGAAUCAGCAGCAGGGGGAGCUGGAGGAGGAAGAAAAAAGAAACUCAUUAAUCAAUUUAACUAUUGCGAAAGAGGUGCACUAACAUAUUCAAAUCCAACCAGAGCAAUCGAAGCUCAAACUAUUCCACCACCAAGAUCAACAUUUGGUGGAACUGUUCUACAAUGGGUAAUAUUUGAUUCAUAUAAUGAGGAUUUUGAAAAACAACAAAAAGAUAAAGAAAAGGAUAAAAAGGGAAGCACAGCACCUAAAAGGGAUGAUCAAAAAAAGAAAAUUGACAAAACUCAACAGGCUGAAGAACUUAAUAAAAAGUAUUUAAAAUGUUGGCAAAUAUUAGAACGAAUGAUCAAUCAAAAUAUUUAUGAUGAAAUUGCACAAGAUUACAGAACAUAUGAGGAUCCAUCAGAUGAAUAUCGCGAUGGUGAAGGAACUCUUUUACCCUUAUGGAAAUUCUGUUAUGAGAAAACAAAGAAAAUGAAUGUUACCGAUAUGUUUUUCAAUCCCCAUUAUUAUGACUUGUAUGCAGUUUGUUUUGGGUCACAUGACUUCUUGAAACAAAAUCCUGAAGGAGCUUUGUGCUUGUUUACCAUUAAAAAUCCAUCAUAUCCUGAUUAUAUAAUAAUGUGCGAAAGCGGUGUCAUGAGCUGUGACAUUCAUCCAACUUAUCCAUUUUUAGUUGUAAUCGGUAUGUAUGAUGGAAAUGUUGGGGUCUAUAAUCUUCAACAGGGUAUAGCACCAAUUUAUACAUCACAAGGUGUUAAUGGAAAACAUGCAGGUAGUGUAAAUGAGGUUAAAUGGGGCUUGGAUAUGCCAGAUGGAGAAAUAAAUUUUUAUACUGUUUCAUCGGAUGGUAUGGUCUUUAAUUGGGUUCUUAUGCAAAAUCGAUUGUUUAUAACAAGAAUAAUUACACUGUACUUAGAUGUACCAUCUGUUGAAGGACCAGAUGGUGUACAAAUAAAAUUAAAAUCUUGUGGAACAGCUUUAACAUUUCAUCCUAAAGAUAAAGAAAUAUUUUUGGUUGGGACAGAAGAAGGUUUAAUUUAUAAAUGUAGUAUAUCGUAUAGUUCAAAAUAUUUAAUGACAUAUCAUGCUCAUCAUCUGUCAGUUUAUCGAAUCGAUUUCAAUAAAUAUAAUAGUAAUAUAUUUGCUUCAUGUAGCGGUGAUUGGCGUGUCAAAAUUUGGGAAGAUAUGCGACCGGAUCCAUUGUUUGUAUUUGAUCUUGGUACAAGUGUUGGAGAUGUUAAAUGGGCACCAUAUUCAAGCACAGUUUUUGCUGCGGUUACAUUAGCUGGAAAAGUGUUUGUUUUCGAUUUAAAUGUUAACAAAUAUAAAGCCAUUUGUAUACAAUCAAUUGUACCACAGAGAAAAAAUAAACUGACCAGAUUAAUAUUUAAUGAAAAACUUCCAUUUAUUAUAGUUGGGGAUGAUAAGGGCACAACAAUAUCUUUGAAACUCUCACCUAAUUUAAGAAUUAUGUGCAAACCUCCAAAGAAACAACCGUGGUUAGAUCAAAGCACAAUGCAAAUACAAAAAUUGGACAAAUUACUUUCUCUAGUUCGUGAAAUGCCAGAAGGUGCUAAAGAGGAAGAGGAUGAUGUUUCUGAAAAGAGUUAA
Messenger RNA from Condylostylus longicornis, 2299 nucleotides. RefSeq names its product dynein intermediate chain 2, ciliary. The record is from RefSeq and is a predicted model, not a curated record. Gene Ontology annotation, molecular function: dynein heavy chain binding; dynein light chain binding. Gene Ontology annotation, cellular component: outer dynein arm. Gene Ontology annotation, biological process: cilium movement; outer dynein arm assembly. The transcript is spliced from 11 exons. NCBI's taxonomy places the organism in Eukaryota, Metazoa, Arthropoda, Insecta, Diptera, Dolichopodidae. Bases 35 to 2299 code for a protein of 754 amino acids.